ACAAGAAGCAUGAAGAACUCAAUUGUGUUUCCCCUUCUUUUUGUGUCUCUUCUCUUGAGUCUCUUUGUGGCCCCUUCUCUAGGCCAACAACCCAAGCUUUGCCCAACAACUUUCGGUUUCCCAGUUAAAGCUGUAUGUGGAUAUGAAGGGAAUCCCAGAUGUUUUGAUGAAGCAAUAAGACGGUUUCCAGCAAGUGCAAUGCCUCAAAAAUGUUCAUGCAGUGAUGCCAGACCAGCGAGUAGCCAAUGCCUGUGUCAUAUUGUUUGUACCAAUCCCGCAAACAAAACGAUUGUUAAGUAAUUGCAGCUGCUUUUUCUGGCAGAGUUUACCAGAAAAUGUUUUGUUGAAUAAGCUUUUGUGGGAUUUUGCCAUUUUUCAAUCUCUACCCUAUGUAUCAUUUGAAAGCCAUAAUGAUAUUGAGAGGAAUAAUUAAGCCAAUGUAACUGUGUGGAUUCCGAAACUAUCCAGUUUUCGACCUGUCCCAGUUUUGAGGUCUCCCCC
Messenger RNA from Coffea arabica (coffee), 501 nucleotides. Lineage: Eukaryota; Viridiplantae; Streptophyta; Magnoliopsida; Gentianales; Rubiaceae. The record is from RefSeq and is a predicted model, not a curated record.